Molecule: messenger RNA, 374 nt
Organism: Prorocentrum cordatum
Lineage: Eukaryota; Dinophyceae; Prorocentrales; Prorocentraceae
Source: the annotation of a GenBank genome assembly
GCCCGCCGCGGGCCGCCGAGGGCGAGGCUGGGGCCGGGCGGCCCUCGUCGGGGGCGUGGGCCGCGGCCUCGUCGCCGGCGGCGCCCCCGGGCGCCCACGGGCCAGGAGUGCAUCACGCGGAGCCGCUAUCGCUGGAGCAGUUCUUGUUCGACCCCCCCGUUGCCGCGGCUGGCAGCUUUGAACCGCCGCCGACGGUGCCCGCGAUCGUUCAGGCGCACAGCGAGGCGAGCCUGCGGCUGGGCCCGUCGACGGAGCCUCGCGGCGUGCCCCUCGGGCGCCACGAGUUGGGCGGCCCGCCCCGGGGCGCGCCGCCGCAGCGGCAGCAGCGAGCGGCGGCGCUGCGCUCGCAACCGCAGUUGGGCCUGCGCCCAGAG